Messenger RNA from Kickxella alabastrina, 1775 nucleotides. Its product is annotated as WD40-repeat-containing domain protein. The transcript is spliced from 2 exons. The record is from RefSeq and is a predicted model, not a curated record. NCBI's taxonomy places the organism in Eukaryota, Fungi, Kickxellomycota, Kickxellomycetes, Kickxellales, Kickxellaceae. Bases 91 to 1740 code for a protein of 549 amino acids. Gene Ontology annotation, cellular component: cytoplasm; U2-type catalytic step 1 spliceosome; Prp19 complex. Gene Ontology annotation, biological process: DNA repair; protein ubiquitination; mRNA splicing, via spliceosome. Gene Ontology annotation, molecular function: protein binding; ubiquitin protein ligase activity.
GGCCUACGCGCUUUUUUAAUUCUUUCUUCAUUCUUUCCACAUUUGCAAUUUGCUUUUAUUUGUGCCCAAUUUUAUUCUGCUGCUAUCACGAUGAGCUUUUGCUGUUCGAUAUCCGGUGAGACGCCCCAGGAGCCUGUUAUUUCUUCCAAAACAGGACGCGUAUACGAAAAGCGGCUGCUCCAAAAGUAUUUGAAUGAUAAUGGCAGGGAACCGCAGUCCGACCAUGGCCUUUCAGACGAGGACAUAGUUGAUGUGCACGCAGAUCCACCAGCAGUCAGACCACGGCCUCCGACGCUAACUUCGAUUCCGGCGCUUCUGUCGACAUUCCAGAACGAAUGGGAUGCGCUCGUUUUGGAAACAUUCACCCUCAAGCAGCAGUACCAGCAGGUGCGCCAGGAGCUGUCUCAGGCGCUGUAUCAAAACGAUGCUGCGUGUAGGGUGGUCGCGCGGCUGGUGAAGGAGCGCGACGAGGCCCGGCAGGCGCUAGCGACGCUUCAAGCCCAGGCCGGCACAGUUGAGGCGAACUCUACCGGUGUUUUCGCAGCAGCUGACACGUCCAAGGCUAUGGAUGUUGAUUUUGAUGUUGAUGAGGUCAAUGUUGAGACCAGAUCUGUGGCUGCCACUGCGAAUGAGGAUCUGGAUCUGGACACAGAGGAUGCAUACUAUGCAAAAGCUGCCGAGACGGCCAAGAUUCUGUCCAAGUCGCGCAUGAAGCGCGAGACGCCUGCGGGUCUAGCUUCUCCUGAGGCUUGGAAGACUGCGACCCAGACUGCACUUGUGGAGUCUCUGCAUACGUCAACAAAGCCUGGCAUCCUGACACUUUGCCUGGACAACGCCGGUGUGCUUGCACUGACAGGCGGCAUGGACAACCACGCAGAGGUUUACUCGCGUGAGGCUGACCAGACGCUGGCUACCCUCAAGGGACACACAAAGAAGGUUACAGCUGCACUUUGGGUUAACGGUGGCGGCCUCGACAAGCCCAUUAUCACUGCGUCGUCUGACAAGACCAUUCGAAUUUGGGCACCAAAGCCUAACAACACCGACGAGGGUGUUACUGUCCGCUCGAUGGGAUGGACAAAGACCCACAUUAUUAAGGCGCAUUCCGCCGAGAUUGUAGGGCUCUCGAUCCAUCCGUGCGGCCAGUACUUUGUCAGCGCGGCAGCUGAUGGCUCGUGGGCUAUCCACUCGAUGGGUGGCCAGACUAUCAUCAACGGAACAAUCGACUCUCCAAUUUCGCAGGUCGCAUUCCACCCUGAUGGGAUGUUCAUGGGAGUUGGUACUGCUGACGGCUACGCUAAAAUUGUUGACAUUAAACAGAAGCAGGUGCUAGCGGUCCUGGACGUUGCAAGCGCCGAGGAUUUCAAAUCGGUUACUGGUCUGCACUUUAGCGAAAAUGGCUACUACUUUGCCACAACGAACUCCCACGGAGUUGCUGUCUGGGAUCUGCGCAAGCAGAAGAAGGCUCAUUCGUGGACUCUCUCAGACCUCGCGCAAGAGGGCGAGGGUGAAUGCCCCGAAUCCAUUGUGUUUGCUGAUGCCCGCUUUGACAACUCUGGAAAAUACCUUGCUCUCGCUGCUGACAAAAUACACGUGUUCAAGGUCAAGGGAUGGCAUACCAUGGCCGUCUUGUCUGGAGGUGACUGUGUCAAGACCAUUGCCUGGGUUGGCGAAAACUCAGCUGAGAUUAUUGCUGCUUCUUUAGACAACUCGCUGCGCACGUUUGCACCAGUGCAGGAAUAAUCUUAUUUGUUCAAUAUAUACAAGUAUCAAAAUGG